Molecule: messenger RNA, 3977 nt
Organism: Zootermopsis nevadensis
Lineage: Eukaryota; Metazoa; Arthropoda; Insecta; Blattodea; Termopsidae
Product: LIM/homeobox protein Lhx9
Biological process (GO): regulation of transcription by RNA polymerase II; neuron differentiation
Cellular component (GO): nucleus
Molecular function (GO): RNA polymerase II transcription regulatory region sequence-specific DNA binding; DNA-binding transcription factor activity, RNA polymerase II-specific
Source: RefSeq, a predicted model, not a curated record
UCUAAUUAUCUCCUCUGUAAAUGAAUUGAUUUAUUACGGAGUCAUGGGUCUUGGAACAGUGGUUUUGACAGCGUCUGCACAAACCGAUACUUAAAAGUCAGGGAAACGUGUUAACUUCUCGGUACGACUAACACCAACGCAUCUCAUUUAAAUUUUAGUGACAUUCAAGUGUUUGUUUCGCCCUGACGGACCACAGACCGCGAACCAGACGUAGGCCAACUGUUAAAGCUGUUAACAUGUUAGCAGACAUUGGCGUACUGUCAACAAAGUGUUACCUUAGUUGUGGAUUUCUUUUGAAUAUGAGGAAAAGUGCGAUUAUUUUCCGAAACACCGAGAACCGACUAGUGUUUCUGACGUGCUGUGAUGGCUUGCUAGCUGCCACCGCGGGAUGCUGAAGGACCGGGAGACCAUGGGGGUUACGACCGCCAGUCCCUGCCCCAGCGCCGAGGCGGCCGUGUGCGACGGAUGCGGAGGCCGUAUCACGGAUCGCUACUACCUGGUGACCGUCGACCGACAGUGGCACUCGGCCUGCCUGAAAUGCUGCGAGUGCAAAUUGCCUCUGGACUCCCAGGUCUCCUGCUUCGUCAAGGAUGGCAACAUCUACUGUAAGGAGGACUUUUACAGAUUAUUUGGUGUGAGGCGCUGUGAUCGAUGCCAGGCCGGCAUACAUGCCAAGGAUCUUGUGACAAGGGUAAACGACCAGGUUUACCACGUGGAUUGUUUCACCUGUGCGUCAUGUGGCGCAGUCCUUCGACCGGGUCAUCAGUUUCGAAUGCGGGACGGACUAGCGCACUGCCUGAGCCACUAUGAACUUGUAUACAGCCACAAUGGUUACUGUGGUGGUGUCGAGUUGGAGGCCACCUUCAGGGCGGGGGACUCCCCGGGGCAUUACUACAGUAGCGGCGUCGGAGUCCAGAAAGGUCGGCCGAGGAAGAGGAAGCUAUCAUCUGUUGUGGAUACGGGCGACCUUCCGAUCUCCAUGAGGCUUCCAGCUGCCGCACUAGAGAUCUUGCAUCCAGGAGAACUCUCAGCGUCUAUGGAAUCGCUGGCCUACGACGUUUCGGUAGGAUCUCCUGGAAACGGCCAACAGCAGCGGACCAAGAGGAUGAGGACCUCGUUCAAGCAUCACCAGCUGCGUACUAUGAAGUCGUACUUCGCCAUUAACCAGAAUCCUGACGCUAAGGACCUGAAGCAGCUGGCUCAGAAGACGGGACUCUCUAAGCGAGUGUUGCAGGUGUGGUUCCAGAACGCGAGAGCCAAGUGGCGCCGGAACCUGAUGAGGCAGGAGAACGGUCAGCAGGCAGUGGCUCCUGGCAAUACCAACGGUGCCAGUGGCGGGGGUCCCCCCUCGGUGGGCUCAGCAUCCGUGAUCCUAGGAGACAGCAACAGCCUACCGCCUCCAGACGAGGUUCACCAUCACCACCACCACCACCACCACGCCCAAACCACACAGACCCUCAGCUUUGGAGACCUGUACUAACCACCCCGAUCGCCGAGCUGAGCGUGUUACAGUUCCUACAGACACACCCCAACCUCACAACACGAAUAUAGCACGACGAAGGACAUUUAAUGUACAUAAGAAGGUUUGUGACAGUGGCUGAUUUAAUGGCAUUACACGAUUGUAAUAUAUACGACGUUUCGGGAUGUAAAAUUACUUUUUGAUAUGGCAGUUUUCAAGAUUUUCUUACAAAUACGCAUCUCCUUCAUCCAUUUUUUAAAUCAGUUGUCGAAUUUUUUUACGUAAACACCUGACAAAAUACACGAAAUGUGAAACUGGUUUACGUAAGCCACUAUUAAACGAAUUUUACUCAAAAUAUGCAUAGAAUUGAAAAUGUUGUUUAAAGCAUAAUUUUUGGGCGGAGAUUUACAGAUUUAAUUGCAAAGAUUGUUUUUCGGUUUGGUCUUACAUAUGUUACAAUUCAUUGGUGUACAGCGAUUUUACAAAUCUGAGAGAUUUUUCAUAUUUCCUUUUUAGAAAGACUCGGCAGUGAGAUAAAGAAAUGUGAUCAUGGUGCAGUCUUGGUAACUAAGUGUGUCAUAUUCUUCUUCUUUAGCACUACGGCCCUUUCGGUGUAGCCCAGUCUUCCCUAUUCUGUGCUUUCCUUCUCCAGCCUCUUACGGCCAUCUGUUUAAGAUCAGACCCCACGUCUUCGAUCCACCGGAGUUUCGGUCUUCCUUUCUUAAAUUUGCCCGGAGGUUUACUAUUGACGAUCAUCUUACAUCCUCUAUCAUCACUCAUUCGGAGUAUAUGUCCAAGAAGUGUGUCAUAUAACUUCAUAAAAUCUAAAAAGAAAUCCUAGAACCAGCACACUUCAUGUACUAUCGGUCACAAAUUUUCCGCUCCAAGCCGCACACCCCUACCACGAAACUUGUAAAUUUACCAUAUCAAAUAUUACGCUUACACGAAUAAAUUGUCAGCGUAAUUUUAUCCCAUUAAAUAAGCCGCAGAUUAUGACAAAAAUUUCACUUCAGAUCUCAUAUUUCAAAUUAAACAGAGUUUUCAUACUGCAUGCCUUGUGCUUCAAAGUUUUAUUUAGAUAGGGUACGUAUAUAAUCCAAUAGCAAAGUGCAAUUUAUUUUAUACGUUUUCGUGCUUAGUAAGUGAGCAGGUGGUCAUAAUAUCUAAUCAUGUCAUUGCUAAUAUUGCUUGAAAAUUUAAACUUGUUACAGCGAUAUUAUUGAAUUGCUAAGAAAUUAUUGAUCAAUAUCAUAACUACAGAAGCAUUCAUAUAUUUAUCGCCUCUGUAAGUUUUAAUUUGUAUUUUAUUCACAAUUCGUUCGGAUGUUUAUAGUCGAUCUUCCUACUAAAUUUCAUAUUUAUAGCUCCAACAGUCUAGCAGUUAUAGCUGUCGAACUGAAAUCCAAAUUAAAAUUUGUAUAUUCCCGCCACAUCGUUCUCAUAUUUCACAAAAUUGUGCCUUAACAAAACAACUCAGCGUUUCUGGAAGAUCAAUGUAUCUACAUCAUGUCAAGACACUAAAUUAGGUGAUUGUAGUGUUACUUCCAUCACUUAAAUUCCUACGUUUGUCGUAUUUGUUUUACAUUAAAUUUAAAUUAAUUUAUUAAACUAAAUUACAAUGUUGUCUCUGUCUUCAAUGGCGUAACGCACAUACUAAAUACAAUGAAGAUCGGACAGUUGAUUAAAAGCCUAAAAGGAGGGCACAUAGCCAGCAUAACGACAUGUAACUACAGUUGACUUAAUUUACGCUGAUGGAAAAAUUUAUAUAUUAACUAAAUUUGUAUGAAAUUGUCUUAUUUCGAUCCAAUAGACACUUUGCGAGUAUCGUGUUGUUUUUUUUAUAAUACAGGCUAAAGCUGUACUGGAAUUUUAACAUGUAUACAUUGUUAAUUUUUUCACAAUUAAAUCAACGACUUUAUUUAAUAAUAUAAAUAAAAUAGUUAAGUAUUUCACGAGGUGCGAGUUCCAUUACUCUCACUGUUACGAGAAAUAAAAUAUAUUAAAUAAAAAAUAUAUUCUGCCAAUAUACAUAUUCUACAGUAGAAUUAACAUCCGAAACGUCGUUUAUAAACCUCAGAUAAUGUUGUGCCAUAAACCGAAUCUCUCCUUAUUUCCCGACGCAAAAUGAGACACAUUCCAGCCAAUAGAACGGCUUAGCAAAAAGUGAUAUCAUGGCUAUAUUUAUGUUGUCCGUUGCAUUUUAGGCUGGAGAAAAUGUUUCGUGAUAUAUUCGUAAGUUAUUUUCCUUAUUAUUUGUAUAUAUAGAUAGGGCAGUAUAAAGUGUUGAUGUCAAUUUCCUCAGUUGUAUUAGCCAGGAAUAAGCGAAAGUAUAACAAAGUGUCAACUAACAAGGGUCUGUUUCUGUGACUUUAUAAGAAUCUGCGAACUUCAAAAUACGUGCACCAUUUCCGAAUCAAAAACGAACUGGAUGUCUUGAUUUUAUUUAUUAUUUAUGAAAAUGGUCAGACGUGGAUAUAACUGACAAAAUACACAUUAUUACACACUACAAAAAACUUGA